Morchella importuna is the source of this 1137-nucleotide messenger RNA. RefSeq lists its product as uncharacterized. The record is from RefSeq and is a predicted model, not a curated record. Lineage: Eukaryota; Fungi; Ascomycota; Pezizomycetes; Pezizales; Morchellaceae. Bases 1 to 1137 code for a protein of 378 amino acids. The transcript is spliced from 5 exons.
AUGCUGUCUCAAUCCAAUAUCUCCUCAAUAGUAGUUACCUAUGUCUGCACGUUCCUCUCUGCCAUCUUAAUAGUCACCCGCCUCCUCUUUCGCUUCCACCGCGGCGAACGAAUGUACACGGACGACACAUGGAUGGGAAUAUCGUUGGCUCCAUUAUUUAUCAGAUUGGGCAUAAUACACAUGGUGCUAGUCUAUGGAACAAAUAAUAUCGACUUUGAUAAGAUUAAUGUGAUGGGUAUGAGUGAGGAGGAAAUGCAUCGAAGGGUGGUGGGAAGCAAGUUGAUCUUGGCUAGUAGAGUAUUUUACGCUGGAUUUCUGUGGUGUAUGAAAGUUUGUAUUUUGGGAUUCUAUGAGCGCCUGACGGCUAGGUCAAAACCGUAUGGUCUGCUUAUCGAUUUUACGUACUUGACCUGCGGGAUCACUUUCAUUGCGGUGAUACUUGGGACCGUACUUGAAUGCCGCCCCUUUCCUGUAUAUUGGCAAAUGUCGCCAUAUCCUGGAGAGUGUGUGAAAGCUGUCGCGCAGCUAUUAACCAUGGCAACUUUCAACAUACUGACUGACGCAAUGCUCAUCCUCAUUCCUUUACCCAUGGUUUUCAAAUCCAGACUUCCUCUCAUCAGGAAGAUUCAACUCCUAGUCCUCUUUGGCCUCGGAUUUUUCGUUAUGGCUGUUACAAUUGUCCGUCUGCCAGUUAUCAUUGGUGAUCAGUCCGUGCAGAAGGCACGUACACUAUGGGCUUCAAUUGAGUGCUUUGUGGCCUGCGUAGUCGCAAAUGCGCCAGUUCUUAACUCGUUCAUACAAAAAGUGCGCAAACACGCAGCCACUGAACACAACCAAUACCAACUCAACUCUUCAUAUGCGAGACGACGACGUAUGCCUGUAACGGGUCAAGAUAGUGUUGGAUCCCUGACGAGGAAUGAUGAAAUGAUAUCUGUGAUUGAGACUCGGACAGAGGUAGUCCAGAAGAUAGAUAUCAAUCUCGACGAGUCCAUGAGCCGGUCGAGAUCGAAGAAAUCGCCAUGGCGGGGAGACUUUUUGGGAACACAGAUUUGGACAGAGUCCGAGACGGAGACGGAAAACUUGUAUUCUUACCCGCCUAGAGUGGUCCUGAAGACGGAUAGAUCCGGAUCUGUUUAA